Messenger RNA from Heterobilharzia americana, 804 nucleotides. NCBI's taxonomy places the organism in Eukaryota, Metazoa, Platyhelminthes, Trematoda, Strigeidida, Schistosomatidae. The record is from the annotation of a GenBank genome assembly.
AUGGGAAAAUCACUGGUUAUUGAGUAUUUCAUGUCUCCUUCUACUACCACCCAUAAUACCUCAACGACUUCCCCGAGUGAAGAUGUGAAAAAGAUAUGCGUUAUCAUAUCCAUAGUGUUAACAGUAUGCGCUAGUAUUAUCUAUUCCUUGUUGCUACUGAGUCAGAAGGUGAGGUCAAUGUACCCACUCAACUACAUUCUGAUUGUGAUAAUAGCUAUCUUCACUACUGUGGCUACCGCGUGUUCAUAUCUUCAACAUGACACUACAUCUGCCCUCAUUUCUGUUGGUUUGACAGCUUUCAUUGCAUUCAUAGUGACAGUAAUCGGUUUCAAUUUGACGAGGCCCAACAGAAAAGGAAUCUUGGUAUUUGGCUCAUUGGAAUGCAUAUUCGUGUUAUUAGGAGUUGUUCUGCAUUUCAUUGCAUUAGCCGUGCCAGGCAACAGUACACAAGUGUUGAACAGCGGAAGAUAUGCGUAUAUCUUCACUGUUGACGAUAAACACCUUGAUGGAAAAGAAUUUGAAGAAAUGUGUCUUCGCAGUGACGGGAAAGUGAAGGAUUACUUGGGUGCCACCGCAUGUUUCUGUUGGAUCCUCACUGUUGUCAUUGUUUUACUGAUCACCGCCAUCUACUUCAAAUACCACAUAAAAUUCAGCUAUUCCAAAUUUCAAUUGACAUUUGAUGCUUUGACAAUCUGGAUGGGAGUUCUGUCACUAUAUGUCAUAAUAUCUAUAACAUAUUCGUAUGUUAAGACGCUUGCAUUCAUGGAAUCAUGUAAGACCAGAGUUCAUAAACCAAGCCUAUGA